ACUGACCUUUAGUUGUAGUAGAACAGUCAAGCGAUGGAGGCAGUACAGCACGUUCUGGGUUUAGACUGGCUCGACACCAGGGCUAUUUUAAUUUUUAUUUUUGUUUUUCUGCUGCUGAGCGACGUUUUGAAGAACUGGAAACCAAAAAACUUUCCUCCUGGACCGCUGGCUCUUCCAUUUAUUGGAGAUCUUCACCGCAUCAAACCUGCAAGACUUCACCUGCAGUUCUCAGAGCUUGCAGAGAAGUAUGGAAACAUUUUCAGCCUUCACAUCUUUGGGGGCAGAGCUGUGAUCAUUAAUGGCUACAAACAUGUGAAAGAGGCGCUGGUCCAAAAGGGAGAAGACUUCAUGGAUCGCCCCUCCAUUCCACUGUUUUCUGAGUUUUUUGAGAAUAAAGGUCUUGUGAUGUCUAAUGGUAAUCCGUGGAAAGUACAGAGGAGGUUCGCUCUUCAUACGUUGAGAAACUUUGGUCUGGGAAAGAAGACAAUGGAGCGAUACAUCCAGCAGGAAUGCCAGUAUCUCACUGAGGCUAUCUCAGAACAGCAAGGUAAGGCGUUUAAUGGCCAGGCACUGAUCAACAACGCCGUGUCCAACAUCAUCUGCUGCUUGGUCUUUGGGAGUCGAUUUGAGUACAACGACAAGCAUUACCAGACUAUCCUUAAGUACUUCAACGAUAUAAUCCUCUUACAGGGAGGUUUGUCAGUUCAGAUUUUCAACUCAAUGCCCGGGUUGAUGAGGUGGAUCCCUGGACCACAUAAAAAAAUAUUCACGCUCUUACAGAAGCUGCUUGACUUUGUAGACAUUCGGAUCAAGGAACACAGAGAGAACCUCGACCCGUCAUCUCCAAGAGACUACAUCGACGCCUUCCUCAUAGAGAUGGGAGAGAAAGAGGACAAAGAUUCUGGUUUUGAUCUCGUCAACUUGAGUGCUUGCACUCUGGACCUGUUCGGUGCUGGAACUGAAACUACAACCACCACGUUGCACUGGGGGCUGUUGUACAUGAUCUACUACCCUAAGAUUCAAGAGCGGGUCCAGGCUGAGAUAGACGCCGUGAUCGGUCCAUCCAGGCAACCCGCGGUGACCGACAGAGAGAACAUGCCCUACACUGACGCCGUCAUCCACGAGAUACAGAGGAUGGGGAACAUCGUCCCACUGAAUCUCGCACGACUUGCAAACAAAGACACCACUUUGGAUAAAUACUUCAUCCCAAUGGGAACCAUGAUUUUGCCUACGCUUCACUCUGUCCUCCAUGAUGAGUCGGUGUGGGAGACGCCACACACCUUCAACCCUCAGCACUUCCUGGACCAGGACGGUAAAUUUAGGAAGAGAGACGCCUUCAUGCCUUUUUCUACAGGUAAGCGUGUGUGUCUGGGGGAGCAGCUGGCCAGGAUGGAGUUAUUCCUCUUCUUCACCUCCCUCCUCCAGAGGUUUAAGUUCUCAGCUCCACCUGGAGAGCAGCCCAGCUUGGAGUUCAAACUGGGAGCGACUCGCACUCCCAAGCCUUACCGCCUCUGCGCUACACCUCGCUGAGCUGAGCUGAGCUGAGCACAGCCUCUCUUUUCUUGUAUUACAUUGGUCAAAGAAACAACUCUGUCAGCUGUCAAUCCUCUGAACAUUAAAAUUAAACAGUGCAGUGUCUCUUUGUUAUAUAAAAAAAACAGUGUUAUAUCUCUUUAUGUAAAAUCAGCUUAACAAUUUACAAUUUGUCCUGAAAAUUUGUUGAUUGAAAAACAUCACAGUUUCAUGGCUUUACAAAUAAAUGGUGUUGCAGUGUGUUGUAUUCACCUGAAUAUUUUUUAGAUUAAUCAGCAAUAAAAAGCCUCAAACAUG
This is a messenger RNA of Xiphophorus hellerii (green swordtail), 1830 nucleotides long. RefSeq names its product cytochrome P450 2J6-like. Gene Ontology annotation, cellular component: intracellular membrane-bounded organelle; cytoplasm. The record is from RefSeq and is a predicted model, not a curated record. Gene Ontology annotation, molecular function: heme binding; oxidoreductase activity, acting on paired donors, with incorporation or reduction of molecular oxygen, reduced flavin or flavoprotein as one donor, and incorporation of one atom of oxygen; iron ion binding. The coding region runs from base 34 to 1530 and encodes 498 amino acids. Gene Ontology annotation, biological process: xenobiotic metabolic process. NCBI's taxonomy places the organism in Eukaryota, Metazoa, Chordata, Actinopteri, Cyprinodontiformes, Poeciliidae. The transcript is spliced from 9 exons.